AUGAAGUUAAAAGAAUUGAUUAAAUCAGAUUCUACAAAUGCAUUUAUAUCUGGUGGUUUAGCUGGUGCUGUGUCGAGAACUGUUGUAUCACCUUUUGAAAGGAUUAAAAUUUUAUUACAAUUACAAACUGCUAAUAAUAUAAAUGCUUCCUAUAAUAAAGGUAUUUGGGCAUCAAUAGUUUAUAUCUAUCAGAAUGAAGGUUGGAAAGGUUGGUUUCGAGGUAAUGGUAUCAACUGUGUUCGUAUCUUCCCAAAUUAUGCCAUUCAAUUUUUGGUCUAUGAAGAUACAAUGAUUAAAUUGGAUUCUUUUUUUGAUGGUUAUACAAAUACGAAAAGAUUAUUAAGUGGUGGUUUAUGUGGAUUUGCCAGUGUAAUUGCUACUUAUCCAAUUGAUUUGAUUAGAACAAGAUUAUCUAUACAGACAUCAGAUUUAGAAAACUUAAAAGCCAGCAAAGCUAAAGAUAUUAAGCACCCACCGGGUUUCUGGAAACUGUUUAAAGAUGUUUAUUAUAAUGAAGGUAAAAUUAUCGGCUUGUAUAAAGGUGUUAUACCAACUUGUUUUGGUGUUGUUCCAUAUGCUGGAUUAAAUUUUACAUUUUAUAACAUUUUAAAGGAGAUUGCAUUGCCUGACGAAAAAUCAAACCUUAACAAUGGUAACGGCAAUGUGACAUUCAAGGAUAAUAUAAUCAAAUUAGGAUUGGGUGCAAUUAGUGGUGGUGUUGCUCAAACGAUCAUAUAUCCAUUUGAUCUAUUAAGAAGAAGAUUCCAAGUCAUCAAUAUGGGUAAAAAUGAAUUGGGAUUCAAUUAUACCAGUAUUUGGAAUGCACUGGUUACAAUUGGUAAGAAAGAAGGAUUUAAAGGAUAUUACAAUGGAUUAACGGUAAAUUUAUUUAAGGUUGUGCCAUCUACAGCAGUGAGUUGGGUAGUCUACGAAAUGUCAACACAAUUCAUCAAAAAUUGGUAA
Vanderwaltozyma polyspora DSM 70294 is the source of this 963-nucleotide messenger RNA. RefSeq names its product Mrx21p (gene MRX21). The coding region runs from base 1 to 963 and encodes 320 amino acids. Lineage: Eukaryota; Fungi; Ascomycota; Saccharomycetes; Saccharomycetales; Saccharomycetaceae. The record is from RefSeq and is a predicted model, not a curated record. Gene Ontology annotation, biological process: transmembrane transport. The transcript has a single exon.